Symbiodinium sp. CCMP2456 is the source of this 642-nucleotide messenger RNA. NCBI's taxonomy places the organism in Eukaryota, Dinophyceae, Suessiales, Symbiodiniaceae. The record is from the annotation of a GenBank genome assembly.
AUGCCGCGAGCAGAUGUGGCGAACCUCUCGCUGCGCCAAAUCAGCGAUGAGCUGCUGCCGAGGGACUCUGCUGAGAUCCAGGCAGUGGCAGCCGAAGCGCUCUCCCGCGGCAAGCGGGCGCUGCAUCUGACGGAGGACUUCGCACGGGAGCACUACAAAGACGAGGCUGCCUUGUCGCAGCUCUACGAGGUUGUUGACCGGCUGCGAGUCGCUGCGAAGGAUGUGCAGAACUACGUUGACCGGUCUCUGGUUCUCACCCAUGCCUUCGUGCCAGUCAUCGAGAGCACGUAUCCUUGCCACGGCGGCAACCAAGCGGUUUCGCUGGCACACAGCUUGCACCUGUCCCUUGGUCGGGUGAAGGAGGCAGUGGGUGGAGGAGGUGCUCACGGAUCAGGUGGGCUGCCGCCGAGCCCUGGAGCGGCGGAUUUGUUGGCUGAUACCGAACGAACCAUUGGGUCUGUGACUGGCAACACACCGGACGGUCUGCAGCCCAUACUGGAGGAGAAGGACGACCAGCCGGAGGAGAACGUUGUCAUGGCCAGCGUGCCGCUAGCAAGUCUUGCGGCAUGCAGGCUGCAGUUCCACUGCUGGCGGUGGCGGCAGGAAGAUGCCAGACGAGGUUCACUACACGGCUUCUUGUGA